GAGGAAAUUAAUUUCAGUCCUUUACUGGGUCUCAUGACCUCGUAAGACCUUCUCAGGCUAUCCUUGAGAUCAAUGCGCUGGCUGUAUCUAGUCGUGGAUGGUUGCUGGCAUGGAUGACAGCCCGGACAUUAUAUGGAAAGCCGGCUUAAGUGUAUGGCUUUCCAUGUAGUGCCCAUGUUUCAUAAACCCCGCAAGUAUUCGGGCAGCCUGAGAGUGAUCGAAGGAAGAAGGUAUGUCAUGCGCCCUCGUGCUAUCAUUGAUAAUGUCUUUGUACAAUGAAGCAUAUGAUCUGAGGUCGCUUAUUCGAUAAUAGUCCAAUAUUUAUUCUAGUUACAUUUAUUGGAAAUCUCCAACGCUAUCAGUGUCUCUCUCUCUCUUGUCAAAGUUUCGGAAAUGUCAUUGUUAAAAGUGUUGCUGCUAAUACCUGCGGGUGUAGCCUUAGAAAACAGCCUGACACCUCCCCACGCGCGCCCCGCACCUGAAGAACGCUUGAAAGCAGGCUCAUGGGAGAUCGCCGCCCCAUUUUUGCACAUAAUAGUCAAGGGGGGCUAUUGGACAUUCACAUUGUGCGAAACGAUCAUCACAUGUGCUGCUUUGUAUCCUUCUUCAGCAAUAUCCCAAGCAAUCCUGGAUAAACUAAUUCGCAGCUCGGACCCCGUACAGGCGCUGCAACGAGUCCAGCAAACUCCCGAGCUUCUCAUCGGGACCUGCUGUCUUUUAGUAGGCAACUUGAUACGAACUCAGUGUUAUCGUGCUCUCGGAAAAAUGUUUACCUUUGAGUUAAGCAUUCGAAAGACGCACGAGCUAGUAACGUCUGGUCCAUACUCCGUCGUGCGACAUCCCAGUUAUACAGGUGCGACGUUCGCAAUCGCCGGGAUAGCGUUCUGUCACCUGAACCGCGGCUCUUGGCUCGUGAAUUGCUCUGGGUUAUUUCCGGAGGAUCCGCGUUCUGCGAGGAACGUCAUGUAUCUGUUGUGGGCUGCGCAUAUGACAGUUUUUCAUGUUGCGAUGAGAGGGAGGAUGAAGAAGGAGGAUGGCAUGCUGGAAAGGGCGUUUGGCCAAGAAUGGAGAGACUGGGCGAAGAGGGUACCUUACUGGUUGAUUCCGCGUAUCUAUUGAUCCAAGAUUAGUGGUGAGAAGGUGAUCCUUAUUUU
Messenger RNA from Serpula lacrymans var. lacrymans S7.9, 1154 nucleotides. RefSeq lists its product as uncharacterized. NCBI's taxonomy places the organism in Eukaryota, Fungi, Basidiomycota, Agaricomycetes, Boletales, Serpulaceae. The coding region runs from base 394 to 1119 and encodes 241 amino acids. The record is from RefSeq and is a predicted model, not a curated record. The transcript has 4 exons.